Peromyscus californicus insignis is the source of this 5214-nucleotide messenger RNA. RefSeq names its product serine/threonine-protein kinase PLK1-like. Gene Ontology annotation, molecular function: ATP binding; protein serine/threonine kinase activity; protein binding. Lineage: Eukaryota; Metazoa; Chordata; Mammalia; Rodentia; Cricetidae. The record is from RefSeq and is a predicted model, not a curated record. Gene Ontology annotation, biological process: regulation of cytokinesis; mitotic cell cycle; protein phosphorylation. Gene Ontology annotation, cellular component: centrosome; spindle pole; nucleus.
CAUGUGCUAUAAGGGAUUCCUCAGGAUUUCCCAGAUGAAAUUCAGUAGCUUGAUAAAUGACUUGAAGGAUAGUAUGACAGUAAUAGGACACUUGCUUAGCAUGUGUGAAGCCCUAGGUUCCAUCACUUUGUCUGUCUGUCCGUCUGUCCAUCUGUCCGUCCCGCACACAUCAGAAAGCCAAGACUGACAUUUUUAGACAGGGUCUCAUUUUGUAUCUCCUCUGACCUAAACUUUAAAUCAGCUUCAUAAUGCUACAAUUACAGGUGUGUGUUGAUACGCUCAACCAGAAGUUCAUCUUAAAUGUUUGUGUUCACUGGUGUGUGUUCAUUUAAAUGUAGCUUCCUGGACCAGUAAGAUGGGCCAGCAAGUAAAGAUGCUUUCCACCAAACCUGAUAACCUGAGUUCAAUUCCCUAUCCCCAGGACCCACAUAAUGAAGGAAGAUAGCUACUCCCACAGGUUGAUGUCUGACUUCCACCUAUGUGCAAUCUCUCUCACUGUCUCUGUCUCUGUCUCUCUCUCACUCACACAAACACAUAAACGUCAUAAAAUUUAAUCUAGAUUCCUAUAAGAGAGAAAACACUUGUCAUUCUUAUUUUUCAUUACUGUCUCUUGUCUUUCCCUCUCUUAAGUCCUCUUUGACGUUCAUUGCUCUUUAAUGUUUGGGAGCAACCUGACCUAAAAACAGACACUUGGGACAUUAGCACUGUGAAAUAACACCCACCCAACUCCCCACCCUGGAAUGGAGAAGUCUAACUGCAAUCAAAAUUGCAAACCACUGGUGUAGCUAGGAAUAGGAUGGAGCUGGGGUGGGGGUCAGACUCCAACUAUCCCUUUCCUAGAUAGAAAUUUCUCAGUGAUGCGAUUGAUUCCCAGUGGCCAAUCUCAGAGCUUGGGUGGGAAGGCAACCACUUUUAAGAGCACUUUGCCACACCUGUAGCACUAUGAGCCUAAGUAGAUGCUGGCCUUGGAGAGAUGACAACAGUCUGGCUACUCAAUCUUGUGGGUGUCUCUGUAGUUCUCUCAUCCAUUUCUUUGAAGAUUUGGAUGUCUUGACAGCAAGAAUUAUGAGGUUUGGAUUGGCACUCAAAUGUAAUUCUUUGAAACUGGGUCUUGUGUAGUCCAGGUUGGUCUUCAACUUGCCCUUUAGCUAAGGAUGUCUUUGAAUUGAUCCCCUGCCUCUAGAGUUCUGAGAUUACAGGCUUGUUCCUGUACUCAAUUUACACAGUAGUUUGUGCAUUCUAGGCAAGCACCAAACCAUAUCCCCAGCCCUCAGAACUUCUCUGUGCAAAGGUUGUAGUGAACUUGGAGGAGACAUCCCCAAUGACUCCUCCUAAGACUUAUAGCAGCUUUUCAUCUGCUGGAACCCAGGUCCAUGAUAAAGUUUGGUUCAGAGACUUAGAGAGGCAGGUGUGGUGUUGAUCAUAGUUAAAGUCUGGUGUCAGGGUCUUUCUGAGGGGAUUUAGAGCAGAGAUACACAGAACUGCAAACACCUGAGCCUACCAGGUGUCAUGCCAAGCCAUGGGUUGAGUCUGGAAAAUGCUGUGGUUUUCUUCUGAAAAGAGGGCCCCUUCUUCCCUUCUCCCUUUUCCUCACCCCCUUUUUUGGGACAGGAUCUUGCUGUAGAUCAAGCUAGCCUCAAAACUCAAGGUAAUCCUCCUGACUUAACCUUUUUUAAAAAGAUAUUUUACUAUUAUUGUGUGAGUCUCUCCCUACCCCGUGUGUGUGUGUGUGUGUGAACACAAGUGUGGAAGCAGAGGACAACUUUGGGGAGUGGGCUCUGGGGAUCUACCAUGUGGGCUCUGAGGCUCUUAACUCAGGGCAUCAGGAUGAGUGGCAAGUGCCUUUACAUACUGAGCCAUCUCACAGGUCCAACAACUUCUUAAGUCAUGGUUUCAAGGCCUCUCUCCAAAUAUAGUCUUAGAAAUUGGGGGAGGGGACACACACCUCAGUCCAUAAGAUAUUGUCACCAGUUCCUAAGCACAGUUCUCUGGUCAAGUUGCAUAAAAAUACUAAUGGCAAAAAGAAAUGGUUUUGUGUCUUUUGCAUAUAACCCCCUUUAAAGGCUAAUUGAUCAUUUUUUAAAAUGAAAAGUUGGACUAGCUGAGGGGAUCCCACUGAUAGUAGCUUUUGCUAUAAGAGCUUCAAGCCAAGUUGCUGAUUGAAGGCCUGUGUGCACAGGGUGGGGAAGUCGUCAGGUGGUAGAGCACUCAUCUAAUAGGCCAGAGCUGCGGUGCCUGCCUUCCCCAGAGCUUGCCCCACGCCACCCUUGUCUGUGUUGCUUUUGCUUUGCAAGCUUUUAACAAACCACAGCAGCCAAACCUAAUACCUGUCCAGUCCUGUGAGUAAAUAGUAGGAUUGGUAGAGGUGGUUCCCAGGACCCAGCAGCAGUCACGGGGGACUUCUGGUGUGUUGGUAGUGCCUUCUUUUUCAGUCUGUAUACUCUUUAUACAGUAUGUGUCCAGCUAGAGGAAACUCAACAUGUGUAAUUAUAACCAGACCAUUUUUCUAUAAACACACCAUAUUUCAAUGAAAAGUUUAAAUAAGCCAAGAGUGGUGACAUACUCCUGUAAUAUCAGCAUAUAGAGUCUAAAGCAGGACUGCUAAGUCCAAAGCCUAUCUAGGCAGCUUAGAACAUUUUUUAUUAUUAAAUUAUUAAAAAAUAAGUUAAUUAAAAAUUUAAAGAGUGGGGAUUGCUGGAAAGAUGGCUCAGCAGACAGGGCACCUGCUAUGAGUUGGAAUCCCCAGAAGCCACUUCAAAGCCAGAAGAAGGUGCUAGAUCCUCACAGAACAAUGAGGCACAGGUGAACCACAUGAGCACUGUGUGACUGAGAAGAAGAAACCAGGACCAAAUCUGGUCAGGCUUACAAUCUCUGCGUAUCCAAUUAGUUCUUGGUUUCCCAGGCUAUCCCAUGAGCAUUCAAUGCUCAAGUCCCAACCCUGCAAGUUUCUUGCUCACAAGAUACAGGUUUUAAAAGGAGCUGCACCAUUAGAGCACUCACAUGAUGCAGAGUGCUGGGUGGCUUCCAUUUUAAAUCUCCGUGGCCAAUCAACAAUGUGCAGGCCUUUGAAAGAUUCCCAGCGCCUUGUUUGAAUUCGAGGGGGAGCAGAGCAAGUUUAGGAGCAUGAAGACAGCAGCCAAAGCUGGAAAGCUGGCUCCAGCACCAGCUGACCUCUGGAAAGCCAGGGUCCAGGGAGAUGCAGGUCCCAGUGCCCCAGUGGCUGCCCCACUGUUGAAAAAGAUUCCAGAGGUCUUAGUGGACAAAGGCAGCAGGCGCCUUUAUGUAAGGGGACGCUUUCUGAGUAAAGCAGGCUUUGUCAAAUGCUUUGAGAUCUCAGACCAAAACACAAAGGAGGUGUUCGCAGCCAAGAUCGUGCCUAAGUCUUUGCUCACACCCUCCCAGAAGGAGAAGCUGUCCAAAGAGAUUUCCAUUCACCGCAGCCUCUCACAUCAACAUGUCGUAGGCUUCCACAGCGUUUUUGAGGACAGCGAAUUUGUGUUUGUGAUUUUGGAGCUUUGUCGGGAGAGGUCCCUCCUGGAGCUGCACAAGAGGAGGAAAGCCCUGACCCAGCUGGAGGUGCGCUACUACCUAAGGCAGAUAAUCCUGGGCUGUCAGUACCUGCACCACAAUCAGGUCAUUCACAGGAACCUUAGGUUGAGCAGCGUCUUCCUGAACCAGGAUCUGGAGGUGAAAAUAGGGGUUUUCAGGCUGGCAACCAAAGUGGAAUAUGAAGAGGAACAAAUGAAGACCUUUUGUAGCCCCCAGAACUUCGUAGCUCCCGAAGCGGUGAGACUGGGAAGUUUUGAGGAGGAUGUAUGGUCCAUCGGGUGCAUCAUGUACACCUUGCUAGUGGGCAAGCCACCUUUUGAGACCUCAUUCGAAAAAGAAACCUACCUCCGGAUGAAACCAAAUGAAUACAGUGUUCCCAAGCACAUCAAUCCCAUUGCUGCCUCCCUCAUCCAGAAGAUGCUUCGAAAACCCACUGCCCGCCCCACCAUUGAGGAGUUGCUCAAAGAUGAGUUCUUCACUUCUGGCUAUAUCCCUGCCCAUCUGCCCAUCACCUGCCUCACCAUCCCACCAAGGUUGUCAGUGGCUCCCAGCAGCCUGGACCCCAGCAGCAGGAAGCCUCUCAUGGUCCUCGAGAAAGGUGUAGAGAGACCCUUGCCUGACCGUCCCUGGGAAAAGGAGGAGCCAGUGGUUUGGGGGACAGGUGAGGCCAUCGAGUGCCACCUCAGUGACAUGCUGCAGCAGCUGACCAGGGUCAAUGCCUCCAAGCCCUCAGAGCGAAGGCUGGUGCGGCAAGAGGAGGCUGAGGAUCCUGCAUGCAUCCCCAUCUUCUGGGUCAGCCAGUGGGUAGACCAAUCAAUGAAGUAUGGACUUGGGUAUCAGCUCUGUGAUAACAGUACAGGGGCACUCUUUAAUGACUCAACAUGCCUCGUCCUCUACAAUGAUGGCGACAGCCUCCAGUACAUAGACCAUGAGGGUAUGGAGUCUUACCCCACCAUGAGCUCCCACCCUGACUCCUUGAUGAAGAAGAUCACUCUCCUCCAGCAUUUGCGAAGUUACAUGAAUGAACACCUGCAGAAGGCGGGGGCCAACAACACGGAGGCAGGGGCCAACACCACACCCCGGGAAGGUGAUGAGCUGGCCCGGCUGCCCUACCUGAAAAAAUGGCUCCGCACAAGCCACGCCAUUGUCCUGCACCUCAGCAACGGCACUAUACAGAUUAAUUUCUUCCAGGACCACAUUAUUCUGUGCCCCAUGAUGGCAGCUGUGACCUGCAUCAAGAACCAGGACUUCCACACAUCCUGCUUGAGCCUUCUGGAGGAAUAUGGCUGCUGCGAGGAACUGGGUAGACAGCUAUGCUAUGCCCACACCAUGGUAGACAGGCUGCUGAGCUCAAAGUCUCCCAACAGCAGACUCCAGGACAACUCCUAGGCCUCCGUCCUUUGGGCUGGUGCCCCUUCACUCUGCAAGCUCUGCCUGGGGCUGCAUUGCUGGACUUCUGGGACUGCUGUUCAGUAGCCCUAUCCAUGGGGCUGGGUGGGGAAGGGGCUGCUGUGUAAGUUAUUUUUGUAUAUGUUUGGAUCUGAGUUUAUAACCUCUUCCCCUGCCCUCAGUCUACUGUAUAACUUGUAUAGAUAUAUUUCUAUUGAAUUUGAGACUGUUCUUUCCUUGCCUUUAUAUUUAUUCAAUAUAUGUGCAUAUCUUUUC